UUGCCGAGGGUUUUGUGUCGAUGUAUAUAAAAUGCAAGGAAACCCUUUAUAGCGAAGAGGACGUGCUCAUUCAUCUCCAUCGGCUUCACUCUGUCUCUGUUAAUGGCGGCUUCCCUCCCAUUCCUCGCGAGCGUCCGUCCGGCGAUCGUCGCUGGGUCGAGGUCCUUAGGACGGACGCCUCUGUUGAGCCCGUACCGAGCCUUUCUCGAUUCCCGGAAAUUCUCGUCCGCCGCCGCUCUCUCCUGCCCCGCUGGCUUGUUCCCCUCUCCCUCCUCGCGGUCCACCGCCCGCUUCUCCACCUCCCCUCGUGCCGAACUGAAGGUUUCUGACUUGCAGUCGACGGUUACCACCAAAGUGUUCUUUGAUAUUAGCAUUGGGGGUCAUGUUGGACGUAUCGUGAUAGGUCUCUAUGGGGAUGAUGUGCCCCAGACGGCAGAGAACUUCCGUGCUUUAUGUACAGGCGAGAAGGGCUUUGGGUACAAGGGAUCUGCAUUUCAUCGUGUCAUCAAGGAUUUCAUGAUUCAAGGGGGAGACUUCGAUCAGGGAAAUGGAACUGGUGGCAAAAGCAUAUAUGGCCGAACAUUUAAGGAUGAGAACUUCAAAUUGACUCAUUUGGGACCUGGAAUUGUGAGUAUGGCAAAUGCAGGACCUGACACCAAUGGAAGCCAGUUCUUCAUUUGCACUGUCAAGACACCAUGGUUGGACAAGCGGCACGUUGUGUUUGGUCAAGUUCUGGAGGGAAUGGAAGUGGUAAGGCAAAUCGAGUCACAGGAGACUGACCGUGGUGAUCGCCCUAAAAAGAAUGUCGUCAUUAGUGACUGCGGCGAGCUUCCAUCGGUCUGAGUGAAAGAAUACCGUUUUAUCAUGCACUGGGCAGGAUCAUAUCUGCUUUUCGUAGUUCUAUUAUUUUAGAUCUUUUGAACUAGUAUCUGGUAGAUGACUCGUGUUUCGGGCUUUUAUGAGCGCUAAUUAAUUGGAUGGUCUUCAGCCCUAUAUUGUUGGAGCAUCAAGGCAAAUGAAUGUGAUGACUGUCGCAUCUUUCUGAAUUGUGGCAGAAGCUUCAUCGAAUAGAUUUCGUUGCGAGGUAUUCCAUUUC
Messenger RNA from Musa acuminata subsp. malaccensis (wild Malaysian banana), 1096 nucleotides. RefSeq names its product photosynthetic NDH subunit of lumenal location 5, chloroplastic. Gene Ontology annotation, biological process: protein folding; protein peptidyl-prolyl isomerization. Gene Ontology annotation, molecular function: peptidyl-prolyl cis-trans isomerase activity. NCBI's taxonomy places the organism in Eukaryota, Viridiplantae, Streptophyta, Magnoliopsida, Zingiberales, Musaceae. The record is from RefSeq and is a predicted model, not a curated record.